AAGAUGUAACAUAAGAGUAGUGAACACUAUGAAAAAAGGCAGCUGCAAGACCAGGUACUGGAGAAUAAUUGUGCUGUAUAAAAUUGUUGCGUAUCAGAGAACAGUUUUUAAAUUUUCUAUAAUUUUAAAAAGUGUCGCGAACCUUUCGAAUUUUUUAUAUUAAAACUACAAUUUUUUGUGGUCUAUAAUCAGUUGGUACCACUUGUUGCGUUUUAAGGACUUUCGUACCCGACAACCACUGUUCAGUUAGUCAACGGAUUCAGUUAAUCAACGAACUUUCCGAGGGAAACUGUGUGGACAUCGAAAUUCUUAUUUCAAGAGAAAGAAAAUUGUUGAAAAUUAAACAUGCCCAAGAAACGUCCAAAUAAGAAUUCUUUCGUCUUUUUCAUGGAAGAGUUCCAAAGGCGUGAACAAGCUUUGGGACGAAAAUUUCCUGGUGGCUUAAAAGAUGUACAGUGCGACCCUUCCUGCAAUCAACAGUGGCGAAAUUUGACUCCCCAAGAAAAAAGACCUUACGAAGAAAUGGCUAAGAACUACAAGGUUCAAAGUGGAGCCAGAGGAAAACUCACUACGACUGGUGAAUCAAUUGCUGCUCUUGAAGCAGAAGCACGUAGAAAGCAAGAAAUGGAGGAAAAUAUGAAUAUGAAUAUAAUAGAAACAGUGAACAUGGCUAACAGAAAAAAUAGUCUGCAUAAGAAGGAAUUCUUUUUUAUUCACGUGAAUUAUUUUUGCCGUGAUAUACAGAACAACCUCAGCUACCCUGCUGAGUUUGCAUUAGCUCGAUUUUCUCUUGAAAAGGGCGUUGAUGAAAUUUACAACGAAAUAUUGAGCGUCAAUAUUCCGCUUGGCAAGCGGUAUGAGAUCCAGCAGCACGCACAAAAUACGCAUAAAAUUUCACGGGACCUUGACUGCGCUCAAAAGGAUUUUGCGUACAUGUAUAAUGUGUUUACAAAAAUGUUGGGUACUGAUGGUGGGAAAUAUCCACCAUUGUACACAACAAAGGAACUUUUUCCUGUUGUAAAUGACUUGCUGGAGAGAUUUUGUGAUGCAGGAGAUACUAAUGUGGCCAUAUUCAAGGUUUAUUCAAUAGAAUUGCUUUUCACGCACUUAAGAACUGCCUGUGCCCAACGAGUUGAUUCAGAAGGGUUUCCUACGUACAUGAUAGCUGAAAACGAAUUGAAGAAAGAUGUUUUUGAUUACACACCAGGCAUAGAAUGCGCUUAUCAUAAACUAUUAGAUGGUACAAACGUGUACUGUAGCAAGUCCAUUGUAAAACGAUGGGCUUUUACCAUUUGUGACUUCUGUUGUGCUGAUUUGGGUAUAGAGAUGACUCCCGGAAUUCAUUGCCCUGCUCAGAAUAAUUUGGAUUAUGAUGGACCCAUUGACAGUGGUGUUCAAGGUUUUAGUAUGAAUGAUAAACGUGCUAUUAACACGAUGACUCCAUCUUGUGAUUUGUACCGAUGGAAAGUAUCGGAACGCACGGAUGAAGAAGAACGACGCAGACGAUUGAAUUCAAAGAAAAUUUCUAUAGUUGAUUAUGGAAAACCCGAAAAUCAACAUCUAAUUGAUGAUACCAACUUAAACGAUUCAGCUGAAUUUCAACCUCCAGUCACCCCUUCUCAGGCGUGUGCUUUGCCGCCGGACCUUGACGUUCCAAUGGAACUUGCGACGCAGAGAAGUCUACGAGAGCCAAAUACUAAAAGUUAUGCGGAAAUCGGAGCUCCGCCUCCUGUGCCACUAUGGGACGAUUCUGACUUCCCGACAAUUGGUGGACGGGGCCGUUUUCAAAAAAGCACUAAGGAAAACAUACCCAUGUUUGGUCGAGGUCGUGGGCAUUCAACAUAAGCAUCUGUUCCAUUAUCUCUGACACUGAUAACGGCAUACAGGGCAAAACUUUUAUAUUUCUAAGGACUUUCAGCUACUAAUUAUUCAACGGAUGUUACCUAUUAUUUACUAAGUAAUGCACUAUAUCACUAAAUCAUAAUGAUGCUUCCAAUGUCGUCAGAGUGUAAAGUGAAAUACUUUUCAUCUACUAAAGUAAUCUUAUAUGAAUACCAAAAUACUUUCCUUUUGUUUCCAUAAAAGAUAUAAUAUACUAUAGUAUAAUAUAACGUAGAUAAUCUACUUAUGCCAAAGUGUUAAAGUGCAGUGCCAAAGUCUUAUUUACUAAUGAGAAUUAUUUCUUAGUUGAGAGAUGUAUUUUCUUUAUAUUCAAAUAAUAUUAUAUAUUUUACAUCAAA
This is a messenger RNA of Cephus cinctus (wheat stem sawfly), 2240 nucleotides long. RefSeq names its product protein maelstrom homolog. NCBI's taxonomy places the organism in Eukaryota, Metazoa, Arthropoda, Insecta, Hymenoptera, Cephidae. The transcript has 13 exons. Gene Ontology annotation, molecular function: sequence-specific DNA binding. The record is from RefSeq and is a predicted model, not a curated record. Gene Ontology annotation, biological process: piRNA processing; spermatogenesis; negative regulation of DNA-templated transcription. The coding region runs from base 346 to 1845 and encodes 499 amino acids. Gene Ontology annotation, cellular component: P granule; nucleus.